AGGUUGUCUUUAGCAAAUGUUUUCCCUUGGGUUUAUUAGCUAGAGCUGUCACAUUUAAAGAGACCUUCUCUACUUUUUACGCUAUUAGUUCUCAUGAAGGAGAACCAGAGGAGGUAACAGGGGAACAUUCAGCAGAGUGAAACAUAAACUUUGCCUCAACGUCAGGAUGUCUGCCCCUGUCUCGGGUAGGAAGACCCCCGUGGACUAUGGCGUUCAGAUUCGUUUUAUAAAUGACCUGCAGGACACUGGAGGGGGAGUGAGUGGGCAGCCUCGGAAAGAGCUGUCAAAAAAACCUCCAAAAAAGCCACAGUCUCGCUAUGGAGUGGCAGUGAGGGUGCAGGGCAUCGGUGGGCAGCCCUACGUUGUACUGAAAGAGGGAGAAAAAGGAGAUUCAUAUGGAGUUCAGCUGAGAACCCAACCACCUCCCUACAGCAGCCUGCCUAGGAGGAGAGAGGAUGGGGUAAUCCAGGGGCCAUAUUUCUCAUCUGGAGACAACACCCCCUUGCGUCGGGCUCAGUCUCAUGGCUCACUGUUGGAUAGAGAAAACAUCAGCGAAGGCUUCACAGAUGAACUGCGACGUCCGCUAGGAGAUGGACGCUCCGGUAGCUAUGGUAACCUUGAUGGAGGUAUUGGUAUAGGGGCAGACAGGGAGCUGCCUAGAGAAAGGAUGGAGAGAAAUCAGUGGGGUGGAUCCUACCAGACAGGGCUGAAUGGCACUUUGGCAAGAGGGAGAGCAGGAGGCAGUCACUACACCUCAUCGGAAUCAGUCGAAUUAUCUCCAUACAACCAGCACACUAACAGCCAAUCAGCUCCCAACUCCAUCCGUCAGACGCCUGCCCACAGACUGGCGGGUAACACCGGGACCAACGCCAAGGGACGCUAUCCCAUCCCAAACAAAGACGACAGACCCACCUCAACUUCUCCAUUACCUGCUACAUCUAUCAUCCUAAACACAUACUCUUCACCGCAGUCUUCUUCACCUGCUUCUGCCUACAGCAGCCUGGGCCGUGGAUCAAGUUCUGUUGCCAAGGUUACGGCUGUCUCUUCAUCUGCUUCAGUUGAUGGACAUGUAACUCCUGACCUUUUGAUGGACCAGGGUCAAAGUUCAGGUUCAGAGUUCUCAACUGAAGAUCACAUACAGCAGAUAAUCUACGAUGUUCUACGUCAGGGGAGUACAGAGGGAGAUGCUGUCAUUAAGCACAGAGCUCGAGUCAUCUGUAAUAAAAUUCAAGGACUGAAGGUGAACAGAUCUGAUGACUCCUUGAAAGAGGAGCUUGAGAAAUGUCUGGAUGAAAAUGUACAGCUGCAGGAACAGUUGGGACGAAAGAAUACAGAGCUGCACCAAACGCACUCCGAGCUAACUCAGUUACGAAUGGACAGAGAGAAUGCAGAAUCUCAUGUUAGAGAGCUGGAGGAUCAGCUGGCGGGACUUCAGGAGGAGCUGAGGAGAGAGACAGACAACAAAGCUCAGGCUGACACUAUGCACAUGGAGUUGAUGGCGGUGAGAGGUGAGUUGGCCGAAGCUGCAGCGCUGUGUCAGAAGCAGGAAGACAUCGUGAGGCAGAGAGAGAGGGAGCUAACUGCUCUGAAGGGGGCACUGAAAGAUGAGGUCUCCACACAUGACAAGGAGAUAGAGGCUCUCAGAGAACAGUACAGCCAUGACAUGGAGCGACUACGAGCAAGCAUGGACCAGGUUUCACAGUCUCAGGCAAGUAUUGAGGCCGAACGUCACCGUGUGAACUCUACAGUAAGGUCUCUUCAGCAGCAACUGGAGGAGAGCAGAGAUGAGGGAAACCACUGGAGAGAGCAGUUUCAGUCCAGCAGAGAAGAGCUACGCAACACCAAACAAGAUUUACUCCAGGCUCGUAUGGAGAAAGAGGAGUCUGAGGAAGAGCUGAAAGAUCUACAGGAGAAAAUCAACAUGAUGAAACAGCAGAUACCAGAUCCCAAACAGACCCAGACAGUCAGCCAGGAACUUGAGCGUUGUCGUGCUGAUCUACACAAGGCCCAGGCAGAUAUGGAUAAAUUAAGAACAGAUCUCGACAAGAAGACAAUGGAAAUUGUGUUAUUAAAGAAGAGCAAACAGGAGCUUGAAGCAGAGCAGAAAUAUGAGAUUGACAGAUUAAGGGACCAGACACGCAGAGAUAAAGAAGAGCUGACUAAAGCUCACGAGAGGGCCAAACAGCUAGCAGAACCUUCAUUGGUGGAGGCCCUGCGCAAGGAGUUGAGUGACAUGCAAGAAGAGGUGGGCCGACUGCGCAGUCAGCUGCUCUCAACUGAAGAAGAGCUGCAGGCAGGGAGAGACAAACUCAGCUCUGCUCAGACCCAAGUAAACAAUCUGACACAUGAGCAGAAGGAACUUGAGGAAUCCAAUGCUCGUACAAAGGAGAGAAUCAUACGCUUGGAGUCUCAGCUGCAGGAGCGCACGUCUCAGAGUAUUGAGGCUGAACAGGAGCAGCAGGAGGAGACCAGAAAACUGAGACAGCAGCUGGAGGAGUCCAGGCGCGAGAGCUCCAGACUGGGCCUAGAGCGGGAUGAGCUGACUCGUAAUCUGGAAGAGAAGGAGAAGGACAGAGACGCUGUCCGCAAGGAGAAUGCACAGCUUGAAGACCAGAAGAGACAGCAGGAGAGAGCAGUUGACAAACUCAAUAAAGAGAUGGAGCGCUUGUCUGCAGCAUCCCGUGAGGAGAUUCGACUCCUGCAGGCUCAGCUGGAUGAACAGAAAGAGAAGUGGAGGAAAGAGCAGCAGGACUCGCAUAAAAACGCCAAAGAGAAGCUCAGUGAGCUGGAGAGAGCUCAGAGCACCAUCCGUUCCCUACAGGAAGAGAUGGCCCGUCAAAAAAAGGAGCUGUUCUCAAGUUAUGAGGAUCGAGAUAAUGCUUUACUAGAUAAAGAGAUGCUCACCAACCGCCUCAAACAUAUAGAGAGUGAGAUCGAGACACAGCGUACCACACAAAACGACCGGUCGCGUGAGAUCCGCAGCUUGGAGGACAAAAUCAAGCACCUGGAGCUCGAGUUAGACGAGGAAAAAAACACUGCAGAGAUGCUGACAGAACGAAUCACCAGGAGCCGAGAUCAGAUUGAACAGCUGCGUGCAGAGCUCAUGCAAGAACGAUCCUCCAAACAAGACCUGGAGCUGGACAAAAAUGCUCUUGAGAGACAGAUAAAGGAUUAUAAAUCUCGUGUAGCUGAGAUGGAGGGCCAGUCACGUUCCUCUACUGGUGUGUCUCAGCUGGAGAGCAAAAUCCAGGACCUCGAGGAACGACUGCGUGCAGAGGAGAGAGAGAAGAACUCUGUGCUGUCCUCUCAGAGGCGUUUGGAGAGGAAGCUAAAGGAGCUGAACAUCACCCUGGACGAGGAGAGACAUCAGCACACAGAGCAGAGAGACCAGCUGACUCUGCGUGUGAAGGCUCUGAAGAGGCAGGUGGAUGAAGGAGAAGCUGAGGCGGAGAGGUUGGAGGGAUUGAAGAGGAAGGCCGUCAGAGACAUGGAGGAGAUGCAGGAGCAGAAGGACGCGCUGCAGUCUAAAGUCACGGCACUAGAGAAUGAGCUCAAGAGGAAGAUCCAGCAGGCCCGACAGUCAGCUCUGGAGUCUUCAGUUCUCAGCUCUGAUGAUGAUGAUGAUGAUGAUGAUGGAUUGUAUGAUCACUCCAGCAUAACCUCCAUCCUCACCGAGAGCAACCUGCAGACCAGUUCCUGCUGAAGAGCACGAGGGGUUUCCUCUUCAUUGAUGCUUCAUUCCUGGACACACACUACCAUAAUUAUAAAUCAGAUUACAAUAUGGGAUUUAAGCAUCAAUAAAACUGGACAACAGCUUUUCACACACUUUAAGACACCUGACUUUUCACUGUCAGUGAGUCAAAUAGAUUUCAGACGUGACAUUUAUCUAGACAUCGGCUCCACCUUAGAGACUUUUUAUGAGAAAAGCCUUAAUGAUCCUUUUAGUGUGUAUAUAUGUGUAUAUAUAU
This is a messenger RNA of Puntigrus tetrazona (Sumatra barb), 3968 nucleotides long. It is a transcript of the gene cgna, whose product is annotated as cingulin. The record is from RefSeq and is a predicted model, not a curated record. The coding region runs from base 167 to 3703 and encodes 1178 amino acids. The transcript is spliced from 21 exons. NCBI's taxonomy places the organism in Eukaryota, Metazoa, Chordata, Actinopteri, Cypriniformes, Cyprinidae. Gene Ontology annotation, cellular component: myosin complex.